UACAUAUCUAAAAUAAAACAGUUUUCUAAACUGGACUUUCAAUCCAAGCAGGAGGUAAUAAAGGAAGAUCUCCAUCGAGACAGAGAGACUUUAAAAACUGAAGAAAGAUAAGGAAGACUUCUAUAAACAAGUUAUCGAUGCUUUUGAUCAGAAGGAGCUGCGCAUGGGCUUCAUUUAUAAGUAAAGGUCGAAUAAUAGAUUGUGCCUUCACCGUCACAUUCAACCCCAAAUAUGACAGACUGCUGGAGGCUGUAAGGGAUGCAACGGACACUGGGAUUAAGUUUGCGGGCAUCGACGUGCGCCUGUGUGACGUUGGCGAGACCAUCCAGGAGGUCAUGGAGUCUUACGAAGUGGAGAUAGAUGGCAAGACGUAUCAAGUGAAGCCAAUCCGGAACCUCAAUGGCCACUCUAUUGGACAAUACAGGAUACACUCAGGAAAGACGGUGCCUAUCGUGAAAGGAGGAGAGGCGACACGGAUGGAGGAAGGUGAAACCUACGCCAUCGAGACUUUCGGCAGCACAGGACGCGGCGCCGUCCACGACGACAUGGAGUGCUCGCACUACAUGAAGAACUUCAACGUCGGACACGUGCCGAUAAGACUUCCGAGGGCCAAGCACCUCCUGAACGUGAUCAACGAGAACUUCGGCACCUUGGCGUUCUGCCGCCGCUGGCUGGACCGGCUGGGCGAGAGCAAGUACCUGUUGGCGCUGAAGAACCUGUGCGACCUGGGUAUCGUGGACCCCUACCCGCCGCUGUGUGACAUCAAAGGCAGCUACACGGCCCAGUACGAACACACCAUCCUCCUCAGGCCCACCUGCAAGGAGGUGGUCAGUCGGGGAGACGACUAUUAGCUGACACGGGUCUAAUGACUACAGUCUACCAGGACUCCCUGGAAUACAGUGUGCAAAAUGUCAGGUAUUCCUAUAGAGCAGGGGUGCCCAUUACGUCGAUCGCGAGCUACCAGUCGCCCGCGGGGGGUGUGUCAGUCGAUCUCCAGCCAGGCUUUUAAAAAAAAUAGACCUAAAAAUUAGUGAUCAUCAAUCUUCACCAAGACGUCACUUAAAUGACAUUCACGGUACCGGAGGGUCUUGUGAGAUGACGCUGGCUGCUGCAAGAUCAUU
This is a messenger RNA of Nerophis ophidion (straightnose pipefish), 1121 nucleotides long. RefSeq names its product methionine aminopeptidase 2-like. Lineage: Eukaryota; Metazoa; Chordata; Actinopteri; Syngnathiformes; Syngnathidae. The transcript is spliced from 6 exons. Gene Ontology annotation, biological process: proteolysis. Bases 138 to 851 code for a protein of 237 amino acids. Gene Ontology annotation, molecular function: metalloaminopeptidase activity. The record is from RefSeq and is a predicted model, not a curated record.